ACCCCACAUCCUCAAAACCUACUUAUUCUUGCAUAUUUCUCUGUCUUCUAUAGAGCAAACAAGAAAUGGGAGCUACAAAACUCAUCAUUUCAGCUCUUCUCCUCCUCCUCUUCCUCUUCAUCUCUACCUCCAAUGCCACACCCGGCAAGAAACUCCGGGCACGCCACCGCCCAUGUAAAAGGCUGGUGUUUUACUUCCAUGACAUCAUUUACAAUGGAAAGAAUGCCAUGAAUGCAACCUCAGCAAUUGUAGGUGCGCCUGCAUGGGCCAAUAAGACCCUUUUGGCAGGCCAAAACCGUUUUGGUGACUUGAUUGUGUUCGAUGACCCAAUCACCUUGGACAACAAAUUGCACUCACCACCCAUUGGGCGAGCUCAAGGGUUUUAUAUAUAUGACAAGAAAGAUAUAUUUAGCGCUUGGGUUGGUUUUUCCUUUGUUUUCAACUCUGCUCAGCGAAAGGGUUGCAUCAACUUCGCUGGAGCGGACGGCCCGUUGUUGCAGAAGACGAGGGAUAUCUCGGUAAUCGGCGGCACCGGUGACUUCUUCAUGGCUCGAGGGGUGGCCACUUUGAUGACUGAUGCAUUUGAAAACCAAGUAUACUUCCGGCUUCGUGUUGAUAUUAAGUUGUAUGAGUGUUGGUAACAAGACUUACAAUAUCUUAUCUUUGUUUCUUUGUUUUUGUUUUUGAACCUUUGGGAGAAAAUACAUGAUUCCACUUGGGAUCCGGUCCCCAAAGGUUUAUGUGUGUUUGUCCUUCCAAGUUUGGAGUGUUAAGAGUUCUAAUUAAGAGUUUGAUCAUUGUAAUGAAUGUUCAAAAAGUAUGUUAUCAUUGUAAUAAAAAUGUUUUAAAAGAAUGUCAUCAAAUAUUUUUA
Messenger RNA from Corylus avellana, 871 nucleotides. RefSeq names its product dirigent protein-like. The record is from RefSeq and is a predicted model, not a curated record. Lineage: Eukaryota; Viridiplantae; Streptophyta; Magnoliopsida; Fagales; Betulaceae.